This is a messenger RNA of Syngnathus typhle (broad-nosed pipefish), 1368 nucleotides long. RefSeq names its product matrix Gla protein (gene mgp). Bases 566 to 979 code for a protein of 137 amino acids. The transcript is spliced from 5 exons. Gene Ontology annotation, molecular function: calcium ion binding. Lineage: Eukaryota; Metazoa; Chordata; Actinopteri; Syngnathiformes; Syngnathidae. Gene Ontology annotation, cellular component: extracellular region. The record is from RefSeq and is a predicted model, not a curated record.
CUCUGCAUUUGGUAAUAUUGCAAAAUGUAUUAUGUAAUAGUCUUGCAAUUUUCCACUGAGGUGGACACAUUCGAACUACAAGCAGACCCCCGAAACUCACCUGUGAAGAAUUAAAUGACUGUUAAAUUCCGCAAAAACUGUUGUCAGCAAUUCCAAACACGCACACGCGCACACAUGCGCAAACAUGUGGCGUCUUUUUCAACCUUGGCCUGCAGACUUUGCUGUUUCUGUGCCCACUGCUGUGGCUUUUUAAGUGGGGCCAAGAUAUGCUUGAGGGGUUGGUGUUAUAAACAUUCUGAGUGUGUGUAACCAUCCCGUGGGUGGGUGGGUGUGCUCACUAUCAUGAAAGCAUCUAUUGACAGUGAAAAAGGGGAGGCUGCUGAAGCUGAAGCUUAUCCAAAUCCCAGAGAAGGAGGGAGGAAAAGCUCCUGCACGAGAAUACAGGGGAAAAAAAGAAGAAACACACAAAUAAUUUUCUUUGUACAGGAAUAGCAGAUUUCACAGAAGCUCCUUGACGGACAAAUCGACUGUACCCGGUGACUGUGCCAAGGCAAGAGUCCCAAAGAUGAAGAGCCUUCUUCAACUUCUUGCACUCUGUGCCCUGCUCUCACUGUGUGCCUCUCUUGACGGGAGGAGAACUACCGGGUCAAAUUCAGACUCCAAUGAAAGCACAGAAUCCAGUGAAGAUGUGUUUGUGGCUCCGAGACGAGCCAAUUCCUUCAUCACGCCACAGAGACACACCGUAUACAAUUUACCCAGAGGAAACGGCUACAACAGUUACUUUAUGAGUCGGAGGGUAAAGACUCCUGCAGAGAGACGUGCAGAGACCUGCGAGGAUUACUCUCCCUGCCGCUACUUCGCCUAUCACCAUGGUUACCAGGUGGCCUAUCGGAGAUACUUUGGGACCCGCGUUCCAGAGCCGAGUACUGCGAGACGCGUUUCACAGCAGAGGAGACCAUCUUCAUCUCGUCGAUAUUAAACACACUCCCCCCCCCCCCCCGUGCACAAACAACAGUCAACCAACAAAUGCAAAAAUCUCUACGACAUUUCCAACAGAUACAUUUCAACAGGGACUUAUUAUAUAUGAUUUAAAUUAGAAUGGUGGCCUCUUCAGGAUGUGGUCAUUAUUUUUAUGAUGAAUUCCCCCGUACAUAACAACCCAUCAUUAUUCACGCUUCAUUGUUUGUAUCAGUGGAGCAAGAACGGCUUUAUCCAACAAUCCCAUCUUCCCAAUUUAAGAUGUGUGCGUUAAUGUUUUGCUCCUAAUAUAUAUAUAUUAACCAUUUACUCCUUUAACCGCAUGUCAUCACUAUUCCUGAUCCACCCGCAGCUCUGCUGUCAGUGAGAAAAUAAAAAUAUUUUAUUUUA